AUGCAGCUGGAGGGCGCGCUCUUCUUUGGGCUCGCCGUGCCGGCGGUGGCGCAGCUCAUCGAGCAGCUGCCGGGGGCAAAGUCGUGCGAGGGCUUCCACCCUCGCUACUCGCGGCCCGAGGCGAUGCAGAAGGUGCCGCCGCUGCCAAAGUCGACCAACGGUUGCGCGCGCGCCGACCCGUACGUCAAGCGCUCCUCGCAGUACAAGGCGGCGCACUCUGUCUACCACCGGCCCUUCCUCAACCGCGGAGCGAUCCAGUCGCACAAGGAGAAGGAGGAGCCGGCCGAGGGCGAGGAGCGCGAGGGGCUGCUCCUGCGCCGGAGGGAGGGCGAGUCCCGCUCGGUCGGCCAACUCGCCGCGCUGCAGUCCUUCUCCGCCCUGCAGAAGCUGCACUACAACGUGCGGGUGGGCCGCUCGCCCAUCCACAACUGGGGGCUCUUCACGACGUGCGGCAUCCCCAAGGACGCGAUGGUGGUCGAGUACAAGGGCGAGGCGAUGCGCAACGCGAUGCGCAACGUGCUGGCGGACCUCAAGGAGAAGAAGUACGGCGAGGGCGCGCUGCGCGGCCAGGGCGGCGACUGCUACAUGUUCCGGAUCGACCCCGAGACGGUGCUCGACGCGACCGUCAAGGGCAACGUGGCGCGCUUCAUGAACCACUGCUGCCACCCGAACUGCUACUCCAAGGUCAUCGAGGUGGACGACGACCGCGGCGCCGUGACCGUGCGGCGGAAGCACAUCGUCAUCUUCGCGCAGCGCGACCUCGAGGCGGGCGAGGAGAUCAUGUACGACUACAAGUUUGGCGUCGAGAAGGAGAAGAUUAUCUGCCACUGCGGCCACCCCAAAUGCUUAGGGGUGAUGAACUGA
Emiliania huxleyi CCMP1516 is the source of this 864-nucleotide messenger RNA. RefSeq lists its product as hypothetical. The record is from RefSeq and is a predicted model, not a curated record. Gene Ontology annotation, biological process: positive regulation of DNA-templated transcription. Lineage: Eukaryota; Haptophyta; Isochrysidales; Noelaerhabdaceae. The coding region runs from base 1 to 864 and encodes 287 amino acids. Gene Ontology annotation, cellular component: histone methyltransferase complex; nucleus. The transcript has 2 exons. Gene Ontology annotation, molecular function: histone H3K4 methyltransferase activity; protein binding.